CAGGUCGACCACAACAAAGCAGCAUCUCGUCCUGUUUGCCUCGUCCCGGGUGUUCGGAGCUGAAUUAUGGCUCUUUAAUUCCGUCGACUUGUUGGACACUAAAAGAAGCCGUGCUUUGCUUCAGCAACGCACCCCCAAGUGCUCUACAGUUUUUCUGCAAGAAUGGAGUUUCAUUAUGCUCACCCUGCCCUGCUCUCUGUGGCCCAUCUGUCAGACCCUGCUCGCUCUCAGCAUAUGCUCGGACUUGGACUGAAUCAAAGCAUCAGCAGACAAAACGAUGGCGACGACGGCUCAUGUUUGGAAGACUCUUCGUGUCUGCCCGGCAGACCCCCUCACUCUCUCUCACCCACAGGCUAACCACAGCCAAUCACAGGGGUGCAGGGGGGAGGUGUCAGAGGAGAUCCAGCGCUUAAUUGGUUAUGGUCUCACUGACUGGAUGACGGAAGAAGUGGAUUUCUCCUCAUACCUCCCAAACCCUCCUUCCCCUCCCUCCUCCACUAAUGCCUCCCUUCCCCCUUCACCCCUCCAGAAUGAUAUCCAGGUGCCCUCUGACUUGGAGGUCAUGACCUCUCUGCUGCAAGAGGAACUUGCCCAACUAGAGGACUACUUCCUGUCUGAACCGCUGCCAGAGAAAGGGCAGAGGUUGGGAAAAUGCGACCGGGGUCCACUGCCGGCGGGUCCUCAGCCGUUCAGUCAACUUCCAUACGCAUCGUACUCAACGUCCAACCAAUCGGAAUCCAACCCCCUCCUUGUUACCCUGGCAACCGGAGAGCUGGACCUGCUGAGUAUCUGUGGCGGGUCAAUCGGGAGAUCCAAAAUUCCCAGACACGCCCCGUACAGCUGCAGUCGCCCCAGUGGGUGUAGUAGGAAAAGAGUUGUUGAUGGAGUUCGGUUCAGCGAAGGCUACGACAACAGUUUGUUGAGUUCCAAAGGAAGUAGCUCAGGUAACUCUGCCGUGGCCCUUACAGGUAGUUAUGGCUGUGUGGAAGAUGACCAGCUGGUAGGGAAAAGCUACUGUCUGGGCAACGCAAUCGAGGUUAGACGAUGUGCCGGUUUAUCCAAAGAUGAGAAAAAUUGCUGUUUUACUCAAGAUGUGAUAAGCGGCGCAAAGGUUGUCGGCGGUGGGUUUGGCUUUGGUGGGUCGCUCGAUGCCCCGCAUAAGAAAGAAGAUGUUUUGAUGUAUAGCAUGAGGGAGGUCAGCGGUGGCACCGGCAGCAACGAGGUGCUGAGCAGUGUCAAAGCAAGCGUGGAGGUGACAAAAGCCACCGUUUCGUGGAAAACCGACAGCAGCGAAGGUUGUUACGUUCCAGCAGCGCCCCAGUCUGAGGCCUAUCACAGCUACUUGGAGAACAUCAACGAACAGGUGAAAGCAGAAGGUCUCCAAAUACUUCCACCUGAUUUGCACUGUAAUUAUCUCGAGCAUCAGGCCCCAGAAUGUUUCCUCAUGUCCCGAGAGAGUCUGAGCCUGGACUCCCCAGGGCACAGGCAGGCAUGCAGGCUGAAAGACGACCACUGUGCUGUGAAAUACGAAGUGGACAUCAUUCCACAUGAAGGCGGCGAGCGAAAGCAGAAGAAAAGAGAUCAGAACAAAACUGCUGCUCAUAGGUAUCGCCAACGAAAAAGGGCGGAGCUAGAUUCUCUGGAGGAGCAGCUGCAUUGCCUGGAGGGAAGGAACCGGGAGCUGCGGGACAAGGCAGAGUCCGUGGAGCGUGAGAUCCAGUACGUCAAAGACCUGCUGAUUGAAGUUUACAAGGCGCGAAGCCAAAGGCUCAAGCAGGACACUACGGCGUAACCAGCAAAGACCUCGAAAUCCAGCGUCACUGGAAGAACGUUGAGUUUAGUGCUUUUGAGUUUGGAUUUCUGUGACUUGUUUUGUUUUUGAUGGUGAGGGGGCAGAUGCAUGCUUUACUAAUGUGGAUUCUUUUCUACACUUUGAAUCAGCGCUCCCCAAUGCUUCCAUUGUUUUCCACUCUGAGAUCACUUGAGCCUUCACUGUGGCAUUGCAACGCUUUACCUGACAAUCAUU
Molecule: messenger RNA, 2026 nt
Organism: Nematolebias whitei (Rio pearlfish)
Lineage: Eukaryota; Metazoa; Chordata; Actinopteri; Cyprinodontiformes; Rivulidae
Gene: atf5a
Product: activating transcription factor 5a
Exons: 4
Coding region: 278-1792 (504 amino acids)
Biological process (GO): regulation of transcription by RNA polymerase II
Cellular component (GO): nucleus
Molecular function (GO): DNA-binding transcription activator activity, RNA polymerase II-specific; RNA polymerase II transcription regulatory region sequence-specific DNA binding
Source: RefSeq, a predicted model, not a curated record